AUGGGCUUACUCAUACCGCCGCAGAAGGAGUUGCGAGGAUCAAAGUGGCGCAUGGACGGAUGGCAGCUGCCGCUCUUGCCCCAGAGUACAUCUCAACUCCCAUCGGUUGGUAAUCGGGCAUCGAGGGCAUCGGAGGGGGGGCGUAGUAGUACAGUGCAGCAGUACACUGGCCGCGCCGGGGUUUCAGCAUUCAAAACCUGGAUUGAAUGGAGUGGGCAGUGUACCACAGCGUCACAGACUGCGACAGGUUGUGAUAGCCUUGCAUGGAGUAUUCGCAGCCCGGCAUGGCUUCGGAGUUGUGCGGGUGAGCAGUGA
Messenger RNA from Plenodomus lingam JN3, 315 nucleotides. Lineage: Eukaryota; Fungi; Ascomycota; Dothideomycetes; Pleosporales; Leptosphaeriaceae. The record is from RefSeq and is a predicted model, not a curated record.